AUGAGCUCUGCUGCACCAGAAAGGGGUUUCUUCGACGCCCGAACCUUCAGGCUCGCAGCCCACCUCUACAAGCCGGCCCCUGGAUCGCCCAACCGCCACGGCGCCGCCAUCGUCAUCUGCCACCCUUGGACCUCCACCAAGGAACAGUCGCCGGCCAACUACGAGGGCCAGCCGGAGGGCCAGCCUCGCCACCUCGAGGACCCGCACCGCCGCGUCGAGGACGCCAAGUGCGCCGUCACGUACCUCGUCGGUCUCGGGACGCCCGUCGGCCGCGACAGGGUCGGCGCGCUGGGCAUCUGCGCGUCGGGCGGGUGUGCCCCCUUUGCCCUCCCAGACGGACCUGCGCCAUCAAGGCGUGAGAAACCGCGGCGGCAGUUUCCGUCGGCAUCUUGGCGCAUCGCGGCUUCGACAAGGUCGAUGAGGCCUGCGGGAAGCUCGUCGACUCAUCUGCACUGA
Hirsutella rhossiliensis is the source of this 456-nucleotide messenger RNA. RefSeq lists its product as uncharacterized. Bases 1 to 456 code for a protein of 151 amino acids. The record is from RefSeq and is a predicted model, not a curated record. NCBI's taxonomy places the organism in Eukaryota, Fungi, Ascomycota, Sordariomycetes, Hypocreales, Ophiocordycipitaceae. The transcript is spliced from 2 exons.